This is a messenger RNA of Pundamilia nyererei, 825 nucleotides long. RefSeq names its product dickkopf-related protein 4. The record is from RefSeq and is a predicted model, not a curated record. Lineage: Eukaryota; Metazoa; Chordata; Actinopteri; Cichliformes; Cichlidae. The coding region runs from base 9 to 644 and encodes 211 amino acids. The transcript is spliced from 4 exons.
AUUGGAGGAUGUGGAUGCUGCGCAGCGUCCUGUGCGUGUCUGUGGUCUGCGGUCUGGCUCUGGACUCAAACACCAUCAGAUCCUCCAAAGAGUCGACGCUGCAGAGCUCCGAGCUGCCGGAUCGUUCCCAUGACGACAGGAUGGAGACAAAUUCCAACUCCCACCGACGACAAAGCCCGCCAUGUACUUCGACUCAAUGCAACGCACCUCCGCAGAGGGGGCGCUGCAGUAACAGAGCUGACAGAAGGCCGUCCCCCAGUGACGGACAGGCGGACGGACAGGCGGGCAGAGUGACGGGAGGACAGAGGGACGCUGACGGCAACAGGACCAAAACUCUGGAGAUGUCGAGCUGCGUGCGGUCCGGCGACUGCGCGGACGGCCUGUGCUGCGUCCGGUACCUGACCGGCAAACGGUGCCAGCGGAUCCCGGUGGAGGGCGAGGCCUGUCUGCUGCGAGGUCCAACCAAGCGGAGGAGGAACCUGGGACGCUGCGACUGCGAUGCGGGGCUUUUCUGCACCGCCGUGGACCGGGUAGAGACGGGCAAAAACAAGGGCCAGGGGGUGUGCGCGCCCCGGCCGAAGCAGGGCCAGCGGAAAACAAGGCAUUCUGGGAAGAAGCGGAGGACGGCAGAGGGGAGCUGCUGACGGACUCAUGAACUCUUUAUUUAAGUCUGUAGAAGGUUUUAGAUGUUUCUCAUAUCACAGGUUCAUCCAAUCAGCAGCUGCCACACUUUCUCCAUCACGGUCACUUCAACCAAUAAAAGUCAAUGAAAGUUGGUCUGAGCUCUUCUCAGGUGUGUGGGCGGGCACAGGUGGGGUUUGACUG